AUGCCGUCCAGGAGCACGUCUGAGGAGUCGAAAGAGCACUCUCGGAAGAAGGCUUGGGAGCGAGGACACAUCCGAUAUCCAUUCUGGUUCGGAGGAAGCGCAAGUUGUUUUGCAGCUUGCGUGACGCACCCUUUGGAUCUUGGUGAGUCGUGCCAAAUAUCUGGAGUCCGCCUUCAAACCCGUCUAGGCAAUGCACCCAAAAGCAUGGUUGGAACCUUCGUGCAUGUUUUCCAAGCCGAUGGUUUCUUGGGACUUUACAGUGGUCUGAGUGCUUCACUGCUACGCCAGAUCACCUACUCCACGACCCGGUUCGGCAUCUACGAGGAGCUGAAGUCAGACUUCACCACCCACACGUCCUCCCCGUCGUUCCCCACGCUCAUUGCGUUGGCUUCGACAUCCGGAUUUCUGGGCGGAGUUGCAGGGAAUCCAGCAGAUGUGCUCAAUGUGCGGAUGCAGCACGAUGCCGCGCUACCCCCUAACGAGAGGAGAAAUUACAAAAACGCGAUUGACGGGUUGAUUCGGAUGACUCGAGAAGAAGGCUGGAAAAGCUUAUUUCGGGGAGUGUGGCCGAAUAGUAUGAGGGCGGUACUGAUGACUGCAAGUCAAUUAGCCUCAUAUGACGGGUUCAAGCGGGUGCUGAUUGAGCACACUGCUCUGUCGGACAACUUGACGACUCACUUCAUGGCUUCAUUUUUGGCAGGAUUUGUGGCCACGACUGUUUGCUCGCCAGUGGACGUUAUCAAAACCCGUAUUAUGUCCUCUCAGGAGAGCAAGGGCUUGGCGAAACUUUUAGCCGAUGUGUAUAGACUUGAGGGGGUGGGCUGGAUGUUCAGGGGUUGGGUCCCCUCGUUCAUUCGCCUUGGGCCUCACACAAUUGCAACAUUCCUAUUCUUGGAACAACACAAGAAGAUAUACAGGAAGUUGAAAGGCAUGGACGAGCUGGAAGCGGCUGUUUGA
Molecule: messenger RNA, 957 nt
Organism: Hyaloscypha bicolor E
Lineage: Eukaryota; Fungi; Ascomycota; Leotiomycetes; Helotiales; Hyaloscyphaceae
Product: mitochondrial carrier
Exons: 2
Coding region: 1-957 (318 amino acids)
Biological process (GO): oxaloacetate transport; malate transmembrane transport; thiosulfate transport
Cellular component (GO): mitochondrial membrane
Molecular function (GO): malate transmembrane transporter activity; oxaloacetate transmembrane transporter activity; antiporter activity
Source: RefSeq, a predicted model, not a curated record